Spizellomyces punctatus DAOM BR117 is the source of this 813-nucleotide messenger RNA. RefSeq lists its product as uncharacterized. The transcript has 5 exons. NCBI's taxonomy places the organism in Eukaryota, Fungi, Chytridiomycota, Chytridiomycetes, Spizellomycetales, Spizellomycetaceae. Gene Ontology annotation, cellular component: cytosolic small ribosomal subunit. The record is from RefSeq and is a predicted model, not a curated record. Gene Ontology annotation, molecular function: structural constituent of ribosome; RNA binding. Bases 61 to 549 code for a protein of 162 amino acids.
CGACACAGUUCUUCCUCUCUCAUUUGCGGUACAUCCAUCCAUCCAUCUUAGACAAUCAAGAUGUUGAUUCCGAAGAACAACCGCAAGAAGAUCUACCAGUACCUCUUCCAGGAGGGAGUUAUGGUGGCGAAGAAGGACUUCAACGCUCCUAAGCACCAGGACGUCGAUGUCCCGAACCUUCAGGUCAUCAAGGCCCUACAAAGCAUGGCCUCCCGUGGUUAUGUAGCCACCCGGUUCUCGUGGCAGUACUACUACUACUACUUGACCAACGAAGGUAUUGAGUACCUCCGUGAGUACUUGCACCUUCCCCCUGAGAUCGUGCCCCGUACCUUCAUCAAGACCACCAAGAGCGGUCCCCGCCCCGGUCGUCCUGAGGGUGACCGUCCUCCUCGCGGAGAUGGUGAGCGCUUCAGGCCCCGUGGUGACGGUGAACGCGAAUACCGUCGCCGCGACGACCGUCCUGGUGAAAAGAAGGAAGGAGCUGCUGGUGAUUGGAGGCCGGAAUUCCGUGGUGGUGUUGGUCGUGGCGGCCCCCGUCCCGCUCAGUAAGCCGCCCAAGCCUUGCAAGGAGAGGGCACUGUAGAUAUGGAGCCAACUUGUUUGGGAACCAUUUACCUGUAUCAAUAUAGAUGCACCGCAUCCUCACUUUAUGCUUUGAUGACUUGAAAUGUGCGACCCAACGCUUUAAGUCUAAUGCAAAUCCUGCCAUUGAUUUGCUGAUGUGCACAGAAUUGGUCCCACGAUUUCCAAAGUUUCUCUCCCGGAAAACAUUCAGCAGAUGAUGUGUGCAUAGUUUGCCUAAUGGAAACAGCC